Choloepus didactylus (southern two-toed sloth) is the source of this 784-nucleotide messenger RNA. RefSeq names its product C-C motif chemokine 8-like. Bases 52 to 351 code for a protein of 99 amino acids. Gene Ontology annotation, biological process: neutrophil chemotaxis; immune response; cellular response to tumor necrosis factor. Gene Ontology annotation, cellular component: extracellular region. The record is from RefSeq and is a predicted model, not a curated record. NCBI's taxonomy places the organism in Eukaryota, Metazoa, Chordata, Mammalia, Pilosa, Megalonychidae. Gene Ontology annotation, molecular function: CCR chemokine receptor binding; chemokine activity. The transcript is spliced from 3 exons.
GCCCAGCAGCCUCCAGCUCCCGCUCUGAAGCUCGCGUCCCCGCCCUCCAGCAUGAAGGUCUCCGCUGCGCUUCUCUGCCUGCUCCUCACAGCUGCCACCUUCAGCUCCCAGGUGCUUGCCCAGCCAGAGUCCGUUUGGAUCCCAAUCACCUGCUGCUUUAGUGUGGUCAGUAAGAGGAUCCCCUUCCAGAAGCUGAAGAGCUACAUGAGAGUUACCAGCAGCCAGUGUCCAUGGGAAGCUGUGAUCUUCAAAACAAAACUGGACAAAGAGUUUUGUGCUGACAUCAAGGAGAAGUGGGUCCAGGAUUCCAUGAAGCGCCUGGACCAAAAGUCUCAAAACCCGAAAUCUUGAACCUUCGCACCCGGGCUGGGAGAUAAUCAGAGCCUGAGUCUGAGCCUGUUUAUUUCCCCCCAACCUUCCCCAGGAGCAGCAGGAUGUUAUUUUAUUAUAAUCUCUAAGGAGAGGUGCUUUGUUUAAUAAUUUAAAACACAAUAUUUCUUAUGUAAUAUUUAAUUAUAUUUAAGUUAUUGAUGUUUUGACUUUAUCUGUCAUAAGUUCUGGUGUACUAUAAAAUACAAAACCCUGGGUGGUGUGCUUUCCUUUCUGUGAGCUCAAUUAAGUUUAUGGCAAAAUGUCAUUGUCAUCCCUCCUACCUGUCUGAGCACCAUCAAUGUGAAACACUCCCAAAUUCCUAGGAAAUCAGUGCUCCUGUGAGCCAAAUGUGCAAUUUGCAAUGUUAUUAUUGAAAUUAAUGUUAUAUAACUAUGGAAUUUUCAAAGAAAAA